Molecule: messenger RNA, 1935 nt
Organism: Ustilaginoidea virens
Lineage: Eukaryota; Fungi; Ascomycota; Sordariomycetes; Hypocreales; Clavicipitaceae
Exons: 1
Coding region: 1-1935 (644 amino acids)
Cellular component (GO): membrane
Molecular function (GO): sucrose:proton symporter activity
Source: RefSeq, a predicted model, not a curated record
AUGGCCGGCUCGCCGGGAAACAGCCCUCUCGACAGUCCAGACGGCCGGGCAGCCGAGCAGGCCCCCCCCGGGCAAACGCCCGCAAAGUUACCCGGCAGCCCUCGGUCCGGCCCCCGGCCCGCCGCCCAGCAAAUCAGCUCCCGCGCCGAUGAAAGCUCUCCGCUGCUCAGCGGCGACGAGUCCGACGCGCAUGCCGCGCCCAGACGGCGGCGGCAGCACCUCCCCGCGCCGCCGGCGGCCGACGCGAGCCAGGAAACCAAGGGCAUGUGGUACAUGCUCGCGCUGACCGUCGGCAUCGCCGGGCUGCAGGUUGCGUGGUCCGUGGAGCUCUCCAACGGGUCGCCGUACCUGCUCUCCCUCGGGCUGAGCAAGUCGCUCAUGGCCCUGGUGUGGAUCGCCGGCCCGCUGACCGGCACGCUGGUGGUGCCGUACGUCGGCAUCCUGAGCGACAACUGCCGCCUCGGCUGGGGCAAGCGCCGGCCCUUCAUGGUCGGCGGCACCGUCGCCACCGUCGCCGGCCUGCUGUUCCUGGCCUGGACGCGCGAGAUUGUCGGCGGCGCCCUGGGCCUGCUGCUCGGCGCCGACCCCGAGUCCGCCGGGGUCAGGGUCGCCGUCAUUGUCUCGGCCGUGGUCGGCAUCUACCUGCUCGACAUCGCCAUCAACACCGUCCAGGCGGCCAUCAGGGCCUUCAUCGUCGACUGCGCCCCCGCCCACCAGCAGGAGGAGGCAAACUCCAUGGCCAGCCGCGUCACCGGCUUCGGCAACAUCCUGGGCUACCUGGCCGGCUACGUCCACCUCCCCACGUACCUCUGGUUCCUGGGAGGCAACAACCAGUUCAAGAUCCUCUGCGCCAUCGCCAGCAUAGGCCUGGCCGUCACCGUCGCCCUCAGCGCCGCCCUCGUGCGCGAGCGGGACCCCCGCGCCGACGGCUCGCGGGCCCGCAAGACGCCCGGCAUCUUCGCCUUCUUCUCCAGCAUCCUCACGUCCAUCAAGCGCCUGCCCCCGCAGACGAUGCGCGUGUGCCAGGUCCAGUUCUGCGCGUGGGUCGGCUUCUUCCCCCUCCUGUUCUACACGUCGUCGUACGUUGGCGAGAUCUACGUCCAGCCCUGGCUGCGGGAGAACCCCCGCAUGCCGCCCGAGGAGCUGGACGCCGUCUACGAGCGGGCCACCCGCGUCGGCACGUUUGCCCUGCUGGUCAACGCCGUCGUCAGCUUGCUGACCAACGUCUUCCUGCCCUUCUUCAUCGCGCCCACGUUUGACAGCCAGCCCGCCCCCGCGGACAAGCGCGGCGUGCUCGGGAGAUGGCGCCUCGACUGCCUGAGGAUCCCGGGCCUCACCUUGAAGAGGGCCUGGCUGGGCUCCCUGUUCCUGUUUGCGGGCUGCAUGUUUUGCACGGUGCUCGUCACGUCCGUCGCCGCGGCCACCGUGCUGAUAGGCCUGACCGGCAUAACCUGGGCCAUGACCCUCUGGGCCCCGUGGGCCGUCAUCAGCGCCGAAAUCAGCCGGCGGGACGUCGCUGCUCGAGCAAAAAAGCUCCGCGACAUGACGCCUUCCCGCGGCCGCGCUCCACAAGCGUCGGCGGUAGCGGCGGCGUCCUCGUCCUCGUCUAGCGGCAACUCGCAAGACCUGGAUGUCGAGGGCGCCGCGGCCGAGCAAGAGACGGACCAGGCUGGCGUCAUCCUAGGCAUCCACAACAUGGCGAUCGCGGUUCCGCAAAUGAUAGCAACCCUGGGGUCCAGCGUGGUGUUCAAGCUCGUGCAGAAGCCGCGAGGCACGCCGGGCGACCGCAGCUUUGCCAUCGUCAUGGCUCUCGGCGGCAUCUUUGUCUUGGCGUCAUGCAUCUUCGCCAUGAGGAUUAGCGACGACGCCGGCUCGGCCAAGCAGGGUGUAGAGGACGAAGCACAAGGACGCGGGCUCUUGUCCGACCGAGACUAG